AUGUGGAAUUAUGCUAUACUAGAUGCCUGUAGCUUUUCACGUCAAAGGAGUGUAUCUGGUGUGUUCGUUCAAGUGCGUAAUGCCACUAAAAGAGCAGCCGGUUCCAGAACAAGCAUGAAAGAUUCUGCAGGGAGAAGACUAGGUCCAAAGAAGUAUGAAGGCCAGGAUGUUUCCCCAGGUGAAAUUAUUAUGAGACAAAGAGGAACUAAGUUCUAUCCCGGGGAAAACGUUGGUAUAGGGAAGGAUCAUUCCAUAUUUGCUUUGGAGCCUGGAGUUGUUCGUUACUACCUUGAUCCUUUUCAUCCAAAAAGAAAGUUUAUCGGCGUGGCUUUAAGUCGCGAUUUGAACUUACCAUCCCCUCACUUUGAGCCAACCAUAAGAAGGUUUGGUCAUUUUGAGCUUACUAACAAGAGAGCAGCGUCUAAAGAAGAGAAUUCUAUAUCCAGAAAAGAUUAUCUUGCCAAACCUGAUAUUUUAAAACAGUUGAAUAUCAGGGAAUCCAAAAGGAAAGAAUUACAGAAGGAACUUAGUAAAGUUCUUCAAGAAGAACUUAAGUUGGAUAUAGCGGACAUCGAUUUGGCAACAUUAUAUUUGACUCGUGUAAGGGCUUCAUUGAAGAACGGUUUCUCCAUUGAAGAUGCAAGGUUCAAUAGUAGAUACUACUUAAAAACAGAAGAGCGUUUAAAGGCAAAGAGAGAAAACUGGACAAAUGAGAAAUUGACAGAAAGUCUAUCAAAGAUUGAUAGCUGUAGUGAUCUAUUGAAUUCAUCUACAUCUUUCAAUAAUAAGCUAAAAUUGCAUCAGUACAUUUCUGAACAAGAGAAGCAAGCCUUGAAGGUAAAGCUACUGGGGGAUUUAGAAAAAGUGCAACACGUACGAACCAAAAAAGACAAGAACGACAUUAAGGCACUUUUCAAAGACGCUUGUAACUUCCUGACUUUAUCAGAAGAGGUUCAUUUGCGUAGGAAAUACUUAAAGCCCGUCUUCCCCGAAACGGACAGUACCGUUGAAACUAAAAUAGGAAAGAAAACAAUUGUGUCUAGACGUUUUGACUACACCAAGAACAAAGUCCAAAUCAUCGCUAGAACCAAGCAAGCUUAUUUGAACAAGCUUUGA
Saccharomyces mikatae IFO 1815 is the source of this 1116-nucleotide messenger RNA. RefSeq names its product mitochondrial 54S ribosomal protein bL27m (gene MRP7). Gene Ontology annotation, cellular component: ribosome; mitochondrial large ribosomal subunit. The coding region runs from base 1 to 1116 and encodes 371 amino acids. NCBI's taxonomy places the organism in Eukaryota, Fungi, Ascomycota, Saccharomycetes, Saccharomycetales, Saccharomycetaceae. Gene Ontology annotation, biological process: translation. The record is from RefSeq and is a predicted model, not a curated record. The transcript has a single exon. Gene Ontology annotation, molecular function: structural constituent of ribosome.